AAGUGAUAAAAGUUAACCUUGAGACCUUGCUGCCUCCUGCUGGCAAGGAAGAGUCAAUACAAGCUCUCAUGACUUUUUUCCACAGUAAACUUUUUAAUAAUUGUGAAAACUCCUGCUUCUCACACUGGCGCUGAAGAAUACUCUAGUGAUUCCAUUCCCACUCAUUCCUGCAGGUUAAUCUGUGGCAUCAGGAGAAUCAUUGACACAAAUCAAGUGUGAUUUAAAGCCAUCGUCAUAGCAACUUAAACCCUAAAGGCUUAUAUAAAGGCUACUUGAAUUGUUUGAUAUAUUUUUAUGAGGUGGAUUUUUGAACUUUAUUUUCAAUUGCCUUUUAGGAAAGGAUUUUUAAUAAGGAAAAAAAAUAAGUUGUUUUGCGCCAAAUAUCGAAAACUACAGGAAUAAAGAAUUAACUUAACCCUUAGAACACAGAGCAGAGGCUAUAAGAGAUAUAGAUAUAGUGUCUUAUAUCCUAUUUUUCAGCAAAACUUAGACAAUCUGAUGAAAAAAGAUAUAAUUUUCACCAACUAUAGAAACACACCUGAGCAAAAAGUACUCAAAAUGUUUAAAAUGGGAUUGAAUUAAUGAAAUUUGGUAAUACGUCACAGUCCAGAGUUCACUUGGCUCGUUUUUAUGAAAAACAGAAAAGAAUACAUUUUGUGACAUAUGCUCAAUUAUUGCUACUUUAUAUCACGACUAAAAAUGCGAUACAAUCAUCACUUUGACUCAACAACACAAAAAGAACCCACUUUUUUUAAAGCCUGAAUAUGUGACCUGUAAACACACACUCCCAGGACGUCCAUAUAAGGAGUUGUGUAUUAUUCCCACAGCAAAUUACCAUGGGUCUCUUCCAGUUUAAAUUUCAGCCUAAAAGUGAUAAAUUAACCUCGACUCUGCUGCCUUCUGCUGGUAGGCGAGUGUUGAUGCAGGCUUUUAUUUUGAAAGUAACAUUUUCCCUUCAUUCAAUGAUUGUUUUGUGGAUAAAACAUGGAUUAAUUUUUCCAGCUCGAGAGGGAGAGAGCUAAAAAAAACAAAAAAGCAUGACAAUAUUUAAUCUAGAUUCAAAUAUAAGCCUGGAUUUUCUUUACCCUGAAUUAUACUCCCAGGUGAUUCUGUGUCACUUAUCACAAGUGUUGGAUUCCUCCAGGCGUUUUUAACGUAUUCUCUUUCCUCUCUGAUGGAUACACUUACGCCACAGCAUCUCCGUGCCGCAGACGGGGACUAUGAGUUGUCGUACUCUGAAUAGACAGAUGAGAUGUUUCCCGCCUCAGGCAAAGGAAUUGGUGAACAUCCCCCUGCUUCAAUUCUCCAUUGUGCGUGCGUGUGACAAAGAUUUGUAUGUGUGGUAGUGUGCGUAACAGUGUGUGAGGGGACAUAGGUGUGAGGACGGGGGGGGGUGGAGUCCAGGUAAGUGAAGUGAAGUGAGGAAAGCGCCGUCAGUCUGGUGUCCGAGGUGAAAGUUGUGAGGAAGCGGGAAAUGGAAACAUGGAUCGGACCUGGAGUCUGGUUGUGUGUUUGGGCUUUGGGUUUUUUUCUGUGCCUGUUUCGCCUCAGGUUGCAGCCGGGACGUUGUUCCUUAUCUCAGGUCCAGAAUUGGUGCACGCUGGGACGCCUACUUCACUCGCUGUCACUGUCUUAUCAGACCUUCCCAGUCGGGUGACGGCUGAACUCACACAUGGCGACACCAGCGUAGCCCAGACAGAGGACUCUCAAGGAGGUAUGACCAAGGUCCUCACACUCCCUGCUGUUUCGGGCUCUUCUGUAACCCAUAAUUCCCUCUUAAACUUGACGGUGAGAGGCUACGUGGGGGGCAGUGCCGUUUUCACCAACACCACCGCCGUCAGAUUCCACCGCAGGAACGUCUUCACCUUCGUGCAGACGGACAGAACUCACUACCAACCGGGCGACACCGUCAGAGUCCGGAUCGUCUCCGUCCAGCUCGAUAACCGUCCAUACAAAGGCAGAGUGGAGAUCACUGUGCAGGAUCACGGUGGGAACGUUGUCAACAAUUGGGAGUCAGCAGGGAAUCUGGGGAUUGUGUUGCGGGAUUUCAGUUUGUCCCACGCAGCUCCUCUUGGACUGUGGACGAUCUCGACGACGAUCAACGGCGUGGCCGAUGAGAAAAACUUUGUUGUGGAGCAUCACGAUCAUCCUCAAUUCGAAGUGAUCGUGAAGACACAGUCGCGGGUCCUUGUUGGAGACGACAUGUCGGGAUCGGUCAGAGCGCUUUACCCCAGUGGACAACCUGUGCGGGGAACAUUAACCGUCUCAGUCGCUCUGGCCCCAGAUAUGGACGACGCAGCCGCUGCAGACAAACUCACACAAAGCAAAGACAUCUAUGGGUCCACACAGUUUUUCUUCAGCAAAGAUCAACUUGAAUCUCUUCACCCUUCAUCGGGACUUCACAGCGACCGCCGUGUGCACGUCGUUACCUCUGUUACCAGCAACUUUACAGGACUUACGUUGAACAGAACAGUCGAGGUCCACCUGACGCAGAACAUGUACCAGCUCGCGUUCCACGGUUUUCCGCCUUCACUCAGGCCGUCUUUGCACUUCUCUACAAAACUCAGGAUCUCCAGAUACGACCAGAAGCCCCUGAGCUCACAGGAUCUGAUGUACCUGGCCGUGGUCGAAGUCACUCAGAUAAAAUCUACGAUGAACGCGGAGCCGACGACGCUGACGUUCUCAGUGCCCGAGGAUGGGGACGUCCACGUUGAGAUUCAGUUACAGGAUCAUGUGGAGAUGCUCUUUAUUCUGGCCAGAUUCCAAUCAAGCGAGGAGACGCUGAGGGUCCAUAACAAGGACAUUUCUCCUAGUAGCUCAUAUAUUCAGAUAAUCCCAAUCACAACAUUACCUGCACAGGUUGGAUUACCUUUUCAAAUCGAUGUGGAGAGCACGUUUGAACCAGAUGCUCUUCACUUUGUGGUGAGUGCUAAAGGUCAGGUGCUGAGGGCCGGAACGUUCAAUUCCCUCUCUUUUUCUCUGACUCCGACACUGUCCUGGUCCCCCGAGGCCUGCGUCACAGUGUACUGCAUCCUCUCCAACGGGGAGGUCACCAGUGACACAGUACACGUACCCAUCGAACAACACAACCACAUAUCGGUCAUGUGGAGCACCCAGCAGGCCCAGCCGUUCGAUCAGGUGUCGCUCAGCGUAACUGCUCUUCAACCUGGAUCCCAGGUUGGAAUCGUGGUCAUGGGGAUGCACGAUGAUAAACCUCCGGAGGUCGACCUCGCCUUAAAAGAGAAGCAGGGUUGCUGUAUUUGGAUGCUGACCAGGACCAAACUUUAUAAGCAGGAGCAGUCAGAUGUUCCCGAAAAUGGUGAUGUUCUAAUGGUGGAGAAGUACUGGAGCCACUGGAUGGAUACCACGGAGUCCUUGCUGUGGAUAGACACGGAUCUAAGUGAUGAAACGUGGACAAGUGGGAAAAUCACAGUGCCAGAUGUUGUCACUGCUCUGGGAGCUGUGGCACUGGUCAUGUCAGACAGCCUGGGUUUGGGCUUCACUCCUGUGCCACUUCAGCUGACUGUGUCCAAAGGGUGCUCCAUGUCCUUGCAUGUCCCAUCGUACCUCAUAAGGGGAGAGGAGAUUGUGCUGGAGGUCAACAUCAUCAACCACUUGGAGCGCGAAUUGGAGGUCAUCGUGUUUAUUGCUCCGAGUAAAGAGUUCGAGUUUGUUUUGGGAGCGAGCGGGGACGUUUCUGUCGUAAACGCCCAAAUCCUCGCGGUAAAGAGUCACGACUCGGCCUCGGCGCUCUUCCCCAUAAGGCCUGUAGCUCUGGGCGAUGCUGAGAUAUCCGUGGACGCCGUUUGUGCGCAGACUACGGACAACCUCGUGUGGAGCGUGUUAGUGAAGCCUGAGGGAGUGGAACAGUCGUCCUCGGAGACUAUAUUCCUGGAGCUGCCACCAGAUAAGCAAGAACAAUCCAACUCCGUCUCCUUCCACUUUCCAGCAGAUGUGGUUCCGGGCAGCCAGCGCGCAUAUGUGGCACUGGUUGGCGAUAUCUUGGGCCUGUCCCUCAGUCACCUGGACUCGCUGGUGCAGCUGCCUCUCGGUUGUGGGGAGCAGAACAUGAUCCGCUUUGCUCCCAGUGUUUUUGUUCUCCAGUAUCUGGAUAAGCCCGGUCUGGAUGAUGAGGAGAUCAGGAAAAUGGCUCUGGGUUAUAUGAUGGAAGGUUAUCAGAGACAGCUGUCCUUCCAACGAGACGACGGUUCAUUCAGUGCAUUUGGAGCCAGCGACUCCUCUGGCAGCACGUGGCUGACGGCGUUCGUGCUGCGCUGCUUCGUCCAAGCUCGAUCGUACAUGACGAUAGACAACAGUGUCCUCACCAGAGCCAUGAUGUGGCUCCUGGGACAACAGGGGCCACAGGGAGAGUUCACCGAGGUGGGCAGCUUGAUCCACACGGAGACUCAGGGAGCACUGGACCGUGGUUCAGUGGCGCUCACUGCUUAUGUACUGAUAGCGCUGCUGGAGGACGACACCUAUGUGGACGUGUACCCGGGCAACGUGUCCAUGGCUCAAACGUACCUGGAGGGCAAAGUGUCCAGCGGGGUGGUCGGUAACUACAGCCUGUGUUUGGUGACCUACGCAUUAGCUCUGGCCAACAGUCCUGCGACUGACGCGGCCCUGUCUGAACUCAUGGGAAGAGCGGAUUAUGCAGAUGGAGUUAUGAUGUGGGCGUCCUCUGCCGGCCUGACUUCACGUGACGGGCAGCCAUACGUGGUGCAGAUAGAGAUGAUUUCCUACGUGCUGCUGACUCUGUACAAGCGCGGUAACUUAGUGGACGGCUUUGUGCUCCUGAAGUGGCUGAGUAAGCAGAGGAAUCACCUGGGAGGCUACGGGUCAACACAGGACACAGUGGUUGCUCUCCAAGCUCUGUCUUACUACGCAGCAUUCAGCGGCGCCAGCGCCAUCGACCUCCAGCUGGAAGUGUCCGCUCCAGAAUCCUCCUUCGCCUCCGUGUUCUCCAUCAACUACACCAACUACAGGACGUAUCAAAGCCUCGAGCUUAUCGAUUACAGCGGGGGUCUUCUCAACAUACACAUGGAAGGCAGAGGAUUCGCUCUGUUUCAGAUGAAUAUGUUUUACAACGUGAACCUAAAUCACACCUCGGACGAGGAGGCUUUCUCGCUGCAUGUCGGCGUUUCUGAAGAAGACCACGAUCACAUUCUACUACGUAUAUGCAUGAGAUUAAAGGACAGCCAGGUGAUAUCUCACACAGGUAUGGCCAUACUGGACGUGGGCAUACUCAGUGGUUUCAGGCUUCCCUCCACAGCUGCUGCCCCAACGGAUCUCAUCAGGAGGGUGGAGAUACAUCCUGAGAAAAUUAGCCUGUACCUGGAUUCAGUUACCAAGUCCGAGGUUUGCCUCACACUUCCUUUCAUACGAAACUACAAAGUAGCCCGCGUGCAGGACGCUGCAGUGCACCUCUAUGACUAUUAUGAGCCUCAGAGAGAAGCAUGGAGAACGUACACCUCGGAGUUCCUUCACAACAUGGACGUGUGCUCUUUCUGUGGUCCGAACUGUGACCUCUGCAGACCCGGAGUCCCCAUUUCGUUCUCGCACCUCCUCACGUCGCGCUCGGGGAACAGUGCCACCUGCAGCCUGAGUUGCUUAUUGUUUGCGGUCACUUUUUUUCUAAAUUGAAAUCUAAAUACACAGAUUUCUUUUCUUCUUACUCUUUCUUGACAAAUGAUUGUAACAUUUAGACCUAUACACCUAUACAUUAUACCAUGUAUAUAUAUAUAUUUUUCUUUUUUAAUUGGAUUAUUAAAAACAACAUAUAUAUAAAACCCAGAGAAUUAAACGGUGAAAGAAACUGUGUUUAUUCUCCUGCUCCAUUGUACUUUCCAACAAAUGUCUGUUAUUUGGAUGUCAUGACUGA
Molecule: messenger RNA, 5881 nt
Organism: Solea solea (common sole)
Lineage: Eukaryota; Metazoa; Chordata; Actinopteri; Pleuronectiformes; Soleidae
Gene: cd109
Product: CD109 molecule
Exons: 32
Coding region: 1483-5643 (1386 amino acids)
Cellular component (GO): extracellular region
Molecular function (GO): endopeptidase inhibitor activity
Source: RefSeq, a predicted model, not a curated record